AUGAAACUCCUCACCUUCUUCUACUUCAUGCUCUUCAUCAUCUUCAUGCAGUUAAGCAGCAAUGUGUUAUCACUGAGUAGUGCUCAUCAUUCAAAGAUAUGCAAUGGUUCCAUAGGUGAAUGCAAUCAAGAAGGUGAAGAAUUGAUGGAGUCGGAAAUAAGCAGAAGGCUUUUGGAACAAAGAAGAUACAUUUCUGUAGGAGCUUUAAAGAGAGAUAAACCAGUAUGUAAUGGUGGUGCAGGUGGUGAAGCUUAUAGUAGAUCUGAAGGAUGUAUUCCUCCACCUUCAAAUCCCUAUAAUAGAGGAUGUUCUAAGUAUUAUCGUUGUAGGUCUGAUUCUUGA
This is a messenger RNA of Vicia villosa (hairy vetch), 342 nucleotides long. Its product is annotated as protein RALF-like 32. The record is from RefSeq and is a predicted model, not a curated record. Bases 1 to 342 code for a protein of 113 amino acids. NCBI's taxonomy places the organism in Eukaryota, Viridiplantae, Streptophyta, Magnoliopsida, Fabales, Fabaceae. The transcript has a single exon.